GCACGAACUCAACGUUCAGAGGCGGCAGCGGCGCCCCAUCACAACACCUUUGCUGUUGGAUAAUUGGUGCUCUGCAUUGGCAACGCGCCGACGCUUUUUUCUCCCUUCACUUACCAUUAACCUUUUUUUUUGCACCUUUUGGAUAAUUCACACCUUAAUGAGGCGUCCGGUUCCUGGGCGACGGCUGCUGAGCCGCAUCUGCGCUAGGAAUUCUUCGCCGUUCAUCUUGAGCAUCGGAGGCGGACCACCCGGCAGCACAGUACCUACUAGUACCCACUCCACCACACUGUCGAACAGCACCCUGCCUACCUUCACGGAGAACAUCUACGAGAUGACCGACUUUGAGAAGGACUUUAUUAUUCGCUGUUACGAGGACUUGUGCCUCCACGGCGACUCCGAACCGUCGCCGGCGUGCAGCGCGGCACUGCAGAUGCCGACGGGGCCACUGUUGAGCUCCGCGAUGGCGGACAACACACAGACGACAUGGCGACCCUUCUUUGAUUUGGUCAUGCUGCCGGACGGUGCGGUGUGCUUGGGCUGGUUCCGCUGUCAUCCCCUCGACAGCGUGUGGAUACGACACACCAAGGAGUACGUGGCGGACCUCUGGCAGAAGGCGCCGGCCUCGCUCUGGCUGAUGCACCAGGAGCGGCUGAAGGUGCUUGCGUACGCCAAGCUGCAGCACCGCCAGCGGCAUCUACUUGUGUUUAAGUCGGGUGCGGAGGUGAAGACAUCGGAGGUGGCGGAGGCUUUUCAGCUUGCCGUCCGCGCCAUCCACGCAACGUCGCGCCACACUGUGCCGUUGGAGGACACGCUUCUUCAAUUGUGCGCCGGUCACCGCAUGACGUUGAUGGACACGCACAGCUUGUUGGAGCAGGUGGCGGUGCAAAAGGAGACCCUUUCCACGGGAUCUGCUACUGCGCUGCUGCGGAUGUUUGUGACCGCGUAUGCGCUGUGUGGUAGUUCGCAAGAUACAGCGCUGGUUGAAGAAUUGAGGACUGCUGCCAGACGCGUCUGUGAGUUGUCACGUGAUUCGGCUGCUCACAUCCUUCUUACCUGGGCCGCGGCUCUCCUCGGUGGCGGUGCGGCGUCCUCCGCCGUCGUGGCAUCCGCGCCUGAGCCGUGCGAUGAAACAUCGACGGCGCUUCUUGCCGCGCUGCGCAGCUCCAUCAGCCCCUCCGCCGCACAUCGGAAUGCGGUUCUGUGCGACCAGGUGGAGGAGUGCAUCUCCCCUUUGUACAACACAUUAGUGGCAGAGGAGGUGUACAUCCUCGAUGCAUUGGCGUUGGAGAGCAGAGAUCUUGUCAAUUCGAUGGACGUCGCCGCAGCUGCCGCCGCCGCAGCGUCGACCUCCGCUGCUGCGGACGCAUCAUUUUCUGUGAACCUCAAACCCGAAUUGGGUGAACGGCUAGACAGCUCGUAUUUUUCGGCGGUGCUGCAGCGAGGCCGGGGAUGGACAGUCGAGGACAAGAAGGCACUAGUAUCAUCUAUUAAGCGACAAGAUGUUUGUGUUACUCCCUUGGCCUGGGUGUCGGGUACAGGCGUGGAUGUGAGGGGCUGCUGGUGUGUUGCCUUCACGCAUAGCACACUGCUUUCCGCGCAGCUGCAGCUGCAGCGGCGUUACUGCAGCGACGGCACGGUCGCCGCUUGUGCAAAGACGAUGGCUGAUGCCCAUCAUGUGCUGUGGGUAUCACUGAUACGUCGAUGCUCCUACAUUACGACAGCAGCAAACAUAUGGAGCCAGUAUUCAAUUUUGACCCACCUGGCCUCGACAGCGGUGCAGCCCCCGGUGAGUGUGACUUUGCUGCAUCUAACAAAUACCAAUGCUGACGAUGAAGUGGUAGGCAACUCCGCUGACAGUGCGCCACUGCUGCUGGGACUGUUGUUUCUCUUUCCAAACUUGGAGCUGCGCAGCUUCUACGGUGGGACAGCAUCGCAGUUCUGCACCGCCUUGUCAGCAGGUACGCGCUCGUUUCCUUGUCACCUGGAAAUGACUGUAGGCUCCUCCUCAGCUCCAGAUGCGCGUGUGGAGACGGUGCACGUGCCGGAGAAGUUGUCUAGCACUCUGCUAGAGCAGCUGGAAGGUCGAAGCGCGGCGGUGGUGUGCUUCGUGCAGUCCGGGCUUGCCGUGAAGGAUGUGUUUGAAUUAGAGAAGCUGAGCGCCCAUCUUCGACACAUCGUACUGGACUAG
This is a messenger RNA of Leptomonas pyrrhocoris, 2188 nucleotides long. RefSeq lists its product as hypothetical. The record is from RefSeq and is a predicted model, not a curated record. The transcript has a single exon. Bases 158 to 2188 code for a protein of 676 amino acids. Lineage: Eukaryota; Euglenozoa; Kinetoplastea; Trypanosomatida; Trypanosomatidae.